AAUGUAAUGUGCUUUACAGUGUGUAGUAAAAAAAAUGCAGUCAAAAAGCUUCAGAACUAUGAAUAUAUAAAAUGUUAAAGAAUUAAAUGAUUAAAAAGAUAGGUCAUUAAAAUGUACAUGUAAUACUAAUGUAACAUAAAAGCAUCAUGCCCACAAAAUUAUAGCAAGUCAUCAAAGCUAGAUAAAUCCUCAAGUGAAGAGCUUGAUGUUUCUUUCUAAUUGACAGUUUUGUAUUUUAAUAUUAUAUUUCAAUGUAGUUAUGAUAAUUAAUGUAUAGUAAUAAUAUAAUGUGUAAUCUCUGCUAAAGGCAUCUUCAUGAAAUAACAGGCAUAAUACUGAUUUCUGUGCAAAUGAUUUAAUGUUCUGUAUAAUGUGCAAUUCGAAUGAUUGUCUCAUUUUCAUAAAAUAGUUUGAGCUGUUUUUGAACAUGAUUCUCACAUUAUAACCUGUUUACAAUUUUAACAUAAUUAGAUCUUCUGACUUUCAUUUUAUGGCAGAAAUGUGUUUGUGACCUUUAAAUACAAUGAUGAAGAACAAAUGGGGGGAAAAUAACCAAUACAUCAACAUCAAUAACAAACCUAAACUGGUUCCUCUCAAGGAUUCUUCCUCAUGCCAUCUAAGGGAGUUUUUCCUUGCCACAGUUGCCUCAGGCUUGCUCAGUAAGGAUGAUUUUGUCUAACAUUAAUCUAGGAUAUUUGUACUAUGUUUGUUCUGUAAAGCUGCUUUGAGACAAUAUCCAUUGUUAAAAGCACUAUACAAUAAAAUUGAAUUGAAUUGAAGUAAUCCAGCAAUCUGUGGCUGGCAAUAACUGUCAUGCGCUGUGUGAAAACUAUGCCAGGUAAUGUAUGCUACCCAGUUCCCUAAGAAGAGAAUGAGACAUUGUGUCAUGGUUGAUGUGUUUUGUUUCCAUCUCAGUGAACAUACAUAACCUUGUGGAGUUCCAUUUCGAGGGAAGUUUUAUUCCUGGGAGAUGUCUGUCCCAGAAGUUGUGAAAGGGCACAAAUGAGCUGGGAGCAGAGCACCAUUAGCCCUGUAAGACCCAGGACCAAGGAGUGAGGUCCAGGUCCAAGUUAUAGAACCUGAUAAGGGUGUGUGUAGGGGCCCAUCCUGCUGCAGCACAAAUAUCCAGGAGGGGAUCGCCUCUAGCUAGAGUGCUGGACAAGGCGAUACACUUAGUGGAGGGGGGUAUAAUCCCUAGAGGCAAAGCCAAGCCACACAGCGCACCUCUUAGGCCUAGGAGAUAGCUGCCACUGCACAAGGUUUAGUUUGGGGACUGGAGGGCAGAAGGCCUGCAGUAAGGCCAGCCAACUGGCUUUUGACAGAGCCGUUUCCAAGGACAGAAAUUCCUCAGAGGCUGACUCCAUUAGCUCAAAGGGUGCUUAGUGAAGCCCAUCCAGGUCCACCGAGAUCUUCCAGGAGCGGAUACACUGUCUGCAGAAAAGCCUCAGCCUCAUGGAACCCUGUAGAAUGUGAGAGACCAGAGAACAGGUAUGUGACUCGGUGCAAUGGCUGCCACAUAUACCUCAAUGUAGAGGGUGAUAGGCCCUCAAAGAGGCAUGUAUGUAUGCAUGAACUCUAGCUGCAUACUAACAGAGCAGUGAACUAGAUCUUGAUGAUGGAGAAAGUUGAAGGGGACAUUGGAUUGACAUCUCAGAAGUGAACAAAGCUGCUUCUGCAUGGACAAAAAUUGGCAUAUCCAUUCCACCAUCUGGGGUGGGGAUGCCAUUCCCUGGGCCACAGCCCCUGCCUCAGCAGGAAGCCUGCUUACCGAUUAUGCACUCUGGAGUGCAAUUGCUCUCAGCAAGAAAAUAUGGUCUCUACCUAGAGCCAGAUCUGCUGCACUAACAUGAACAUAGGUUGCAAACACAGACCGCACUAAUGAUUGAUGAAGGGGAAAACCAAAGGUAGCCCUUGAGUUUCAGGAGGAAGUGUUUCGACACUAGAAACACAGCCCCAUCUGUGUGCCUUUAGAGACAGAAGCUUUCCCAGAUAGCAUGGGCAUGGUGGCCAUCUAGGACCACUCCCUAACCCAAGAGAGGGUAGUCUGUAGUUAAUGACACGUCUCAGAGUUGGACCCAAGGUGAGAAACUGGGGUCUGUCCACAUAAAAAUACCAAGCUCAUGACACACAACCCUUGUGACCAUUUAAUUGAUACUGCUCCUGAGCCCUGAGUUGAAAUGGUCUAAUGUGUAGCAGAUCCAAAGGAAUUGUUUUUGCUGCUACAGUCAUAAGCCGAGCACUCUCUGUCUGGGUGGCAGAGAAGCUUUGGCUUAGCCAGAUGUCUUUUACACCACAAAGUAUGGAAUCCCCCCAAGCAAGAGACAGAUGUGCUUGCACUGGUGCUGAAUCCCAAACUAUCCCUAAGAAGGGGAUUCUAAGAGAGGGAGAUGUUUACAUGGAUGCCCCUGUGACAGCUGCGAGUCCUGGACCCGCACACAACACAAAUGAUGGCGUCACUUGCUUUGGUGGUAGGGUGUAAGUGAUGUUUAUUUACAGUGCUCCAAAAGGUGGAAAAGUCCCCAAUACACAGCUAUACAAUAUUACCAAAAAAAAAAAAAAACUUCAAGAAGAAGAAGGGGAAAAAAAAAGAAAAAACAAAAAGAAGACUUUUGUUAUAGAUACUGUUCGGCUCACGGCACCACAACUACACGCUCGCUCACCCAUUCAAAAACACAUCCAACAUCUCUGGUUGGGCGGUCAGCUUUAAAGUCCAAGCCCCUCUCCUUAACUCAACCAUUACCCCAUCGGCAGGUAAGUCAUUAUAUACACUUUCAUAUACUUUUUAUUUAUACACAUAACAAUAACAAUCACAGCAAUAAUAAUAACAAUGACAAUAAUAAUAAUAAUAAUAAUAUACAGUGAACACACUCAUGUUUUAACAUUACACCCCCCCCCCUCUUUAGGGCACUUGAUGGACUCGUUGGCUUCUGGUUGCUUUGUGCAGGCGCAACACGGAUGUGGCACUUUUUAUCCAGGCCGCGGUAUAGCUCUCUGUUUUGCCACCUGGCGCUGGCGACCCGGAAGACCGACCACCAGUGUAGCUAGCCGGACUAGCACAAGAAGCUAAGUGAAUUUUGAAAAUAAAAAUUAAAUAAACAAAUAAAUAGACUGCCAAAGAGUGUCUAUGGGUGUUUUUUCAUUGAAAUGUAUAAUACUGUCAGGGAAGGUAAAUGAUGUGUGCGUGAAUGCAUGUGUGAUAACCGAUAUGCUAAUGUUGUGUGUGUGUGUACCCACAUCACCACAGCGGUGAGCGGCAGAGGAAAAAGUGGAAAAUGGGAUGUAUGUUUAUGUAUUCCAAUGCUGCGCUACUUGCAGGGACAGGUCUCUGUCACAGCCCCAGAGUGCCAUGUUGCCAGAGUAACGUCCAUGAGGCUCCAGGGUGAGCAAUAGGACUAGACCUAAAGGGAGAACCGGCAUUGGUACUCUUUGCCCAGAAAGCCAACCAGGGGAGUUUCCUGUAUAAAGAUAGGCACCCUUCAGGACUAUCGUUGCAAAAUAUCUUCCUCUAUACAAUUCAAACCACACAGGUCUAAAAUUGAUCAUAGCCACCAUUCUUGUUUUGAACCCAGAAAUGCUGGCUGUAAAGCCAGAGGCUCGACCUGGUAGGGGCUCUACAGAUCCUUUCUCAGAUGCAUGAGAAGUUCAUCCUAGAUGAAUGAGGUUUGGUUUGUGCCAACAACAGUAGGCAAAACACCCUGAAAGAAGGAGGACGGGAGGCAAACUGAAUUUUGUAGCCUUUUCCCACAGAAGCCACUGCAACACAGCUGGCAGAAGCUUCCAUUCUGCCAGGUGAUCUGAUGGAGGUGUUAGCCUCUUGCUGUUCUCACCUCACCUAGUGCCCUGAAACAGCAAGCUGGCAGGGGCUAACCAAGGAGGUGGUGACAAAUAAGAGCAGGAGCAUGGGUGGUCAUGGCUGAACCCCGAAUCACCAGAGGUGGUGGGGUAGCCAGCAGUGGAGAUGGACCUAAAGGGGCAUCCCUAAAAAAAAAAACCCUAGCCCUCAGGCAUAAGGAUUCCUUUCUGGCCCAUGUGACAGAACCUGGGGGCCUGGGGGACCUGCCCUAAGCGCUGGCCAGCCCCAUAGAUUUUAUACAGGGGGGCUCGGCUCCAAUACGAGCCUUUUUUUGCAGCAGGCCAGGCUGGGGCCAGUGGCUACUGGUUGAUAGCCCUAGCUCCUUGCUGUGACAAGGGAAGAACAGGCUCUUGAGACAUCAGGGCAUCUAAAAGAAAGGUUUUGUCCCUUUCAUUUAUCUCUGUCAGAUUGCCUCUCUGUGGCAACCAAACACAGUGCUGCUUUGUGUCACAGAGGGCUAAAUCUGUGACUUGGAGGAGUUUAGACCUCAUUGAUGAGCCCCUCACCACAGCUCGUUUAGCAGGUCAGCUUGGUAUGCCUGCAAAACUGCCAUUAAGUGUAUAGGUUGCUCACAAGUGUCUCUUCAACCUCAGGCUUUGUGCAUACCCAAGUCCCACAAAAGCUGAAUAGUCUGCAAUGGCUGAGGAGAACAAACUUGCAGCUUGUUCCUUAUUGCUCACAUUGAGCUCUUUAGAGUCUGAUGCAGACAGCAUUAUAUCCUUAACAAGGUCGGGAGAAAUGGCAAAAUGAGUGCCCAGGGCUGUGAAACCAUAACAGAACCUGGCACACUGCCUCGACAGAUACAUUACUCAUGCCACGCAACACAAGCGCUCGGCUGAAAAUACAGGCAAGAGAAUGUGGAAUGAUCUUAGCAACACUUGACAACACAAACGCAACUGUUUUUUCUCAAAAAUUCAGUGGCCUACCGCUCAUCAUUGCCAACAUUAAGCUUCUCAGAGACUGAUGAAGACAUUACUAAUUCCUCAUUUUGGUCAGGAGAAAUUGCAAAACGAGCUCCCAAAGCCAAAGUAAGGAAAUCCGAGUUGGGAGAGAGGACAAUAGAAAUUGGAUCACCCGUCUCAAGCUGAGAGAUCCAUGGACUGAGCCACGAGGCAGAGAGCAUAGAUUAUGCAGAGGAGUUGUGUGUGCAUGCUCCUCUACCAAACAGCACUGGAAAAUUCAUACCUCUUAAUGUAGCAGGGCACAGAUGCGUGAACUUGCUCGCCAUCGUGUCUAAUCAUUUAUUUAUAUAUAGUCUGUGUGUGUGUAUAUAUACACACAAUAUUACACUUUAUCAUUACAGCUGGCCACUGGUGUUCAAAUCACACUCUACACUAAAUAAUAUUUAAUAUAAAUAAAUUUUUAUUCAUCCCUAUGGCAGUUUUCACAGCAUAGGCACUAAGAGUUGAUAUUUAGUUUGUUACGCACAAAUUUGCAUGACAAGAAAUUUAAUUCUUCAAUACCCACUGGACAUUUUGUUUCAACAACACAUGACAUCAUGUGUAUCUUGGUGCCACUCGGGGGGCAUCUGCAUUUUCUAAAUUAUAAAAGUACCAGAGCUGUUUGAGCGAUGGGUCAUUUGAUUGUGAUGUUAGACUGGAUGUUUGUAAUGGUAGCGUGUCAUUUUCUUAUGAUCAUUUUCUUUAAUCUCUGUAGCCAUUAGAGAAAUGCUGAACUAAUGAACCUGACAAAUUUUAAACAGUCUGAUCGCUGUGAGCAUUUCUCCUGUCCAGAGAGAUCUGUAUCUCCUGCAGUUUAUAUCUUACUGUACGUGUGUUCAGCUGCUGUGGUUCUGCUAACAGUGUGUGGAAAUCUGCUGGUCAUCAUCUCUGUUCUUCACUUCAAGCAGCUUCACACACCAACCAACAUGCUGGUGCUCUCUCUGGCUGUGUCGGAUUUCCUAAUUGGCAUUUUUGUGAUUUCACCAGUGUUCAUUUGGUUAAUCGAGUCUUGCUGGAUAUUUGGGACAGAUUUCUGCAUCAGUUAUUUGAUGGUUGGUGGUCUCCUCAUGAACAUGUCCAUCUAUAAUAUCGCUCUGAUUGCUGCGGAUCGGUAUGUGGCUCUCUCAAAACCAUUUCUCUAUACAAACAAAAUCUCUAGAAGGACUAUGUGCAUUGUGGUUUAUUGUAACUGGUGUACGAGUCUGGCAUAUAACACAACACUCUAUUAUUUCAGUGGAAUCCUCACAGGUUUUGUAAUGUGUCCUGGAGAGUGUUUGUUGAUUCUGAAUGAGGUUUGGUCUGUAAUUGAUCUCAUAUAUUCAUUUAUAUUUCCACUUUCUGUUAUAAUCAUACUGUAUACUCGAGUUUUUGUGAUUGCCAAGAAACAUGCCACUGCUAUCAGAGAGCUUAAUAAUCACACACGGCCUAAAACACAGAAAAUCACCUCACACUCCAUGAAAUCUGAGAGAAAAGCAGCUAAAGUCCUCGGCAUUUUAGUGUCUGUGUUUCUGGUGUGUUUACUUCCAUAUUUUAUUUACAGCUUAUUAGGUUAUGUUAUUGAACAAAAUGUAGAAACAUUUCUGAAAAUUCUGAUAGUAGUUUGUAUUAAUUCUACCAUUAAUCCAGUUAUUUAUGCCCUGUUUUACCCUUGGUUUAGGAGGUGCAUUAUUUUAAUCAUAACUCUGCAAAUAUUCCAGACAGACUCUACAUUUAUCAAUGUGCUUACAUGAGUAGCCUUUUUACUCCAUUGUAGAAAGUCUGUGUGUGUGUGUGUGUGUGUGUGUGUGUGUGUGUGUGUGUGUAUAUAUGUAAUUAUAUCCUUAUACUUAUACAUUGUCCUCCUUUUGCAGCCAAUACAGCAUCAAUGUUUCCUGAAUUACCCUUACAAAAUAUACCAAAUGGCUAAAUAAUUUUUAGAUCUGGUGACUGUGCAGGCCAUGGGAUAUGUUCAACUUUACAAAGUCACAACUUAAGUGUUCAUCAAACCACUCUGUCACCAGACUUGCUGUGUGCAUCAGUGCAUUAUUAUCCUGAUAUAUGACAUAUCUUUCAGGAUGCAAUCAACAAACCUCUAGAAUGGUACAAUAGUCCUUAGCAGUGACGUGCCCAAAUAUUGGCCUAGUCAAUGCCAUGAUAUUUCAGUCCAAAUUAUCACUGAUCUAACCAUGCUUUUCUCUGGGUAUCUCCAGAGUGUACCUCUCUCAGAUGUGGGAAAGACAGUGAAUGUGGCCUCAUCAGAGAACAUCACAUGUUUCACAUUGUAUUGUACUGAUCAUAAUGUGAUAAUUAUAUUGUAACUUAACUCCACCAUUAAUCAUUUUUUUACUGCUCUGUUUUACCUGUGGUUUAAGAGGUGCAUUUAGUCAACCAGAGUCCAACCAGACGUUGUAUUAAAUCAUUCCAAUCAAAUUCCAAUCAUUAAUAUAACACAAUAUAAAUGCAAUAUUAUUUUGCUAUUAUAUAUAAUACAAUAAAUAUUAUAGUGUGGCUUUUUAUAUAUUUUGAAUAUAUCUUGGCUCGCUCUGUCCUGGGCUGAUUGUGGCCCUUAGCUGACUGUGGGAUACCAUUUGUUUAUGACCACAUCUUAUCACCAUGAUAUAUUCUUGAAAUUCUUUCAACUUUUAUUCACAGACAGUCCAUGACAGUUUCUUCUUUUGUGAGUUAGAUAACCAUUUGUGUAAUAAACUCACCAAACUGUCAGUAAAAUAUGUCAACCACCACACCUGAUUCUGCUGACAUCUUUUGUUUACCUAUAUAUAACACUGAAUAUUACACCUUUCUUCUGUAUAAA
Hemibagrus wyckioides is the source of this 7585-nucleotide messenger RNA. Its product is annotated as trace amine-associated receptor 13c-like. Gene Ontology annotation, molecular function: trace-amine receptor activity. NCBI's taxonomy places the organism in Eukaryota, Metazoa, Chordata, Actinopteri, Siluriformes, Bagridae. The transcript has a single exon. Gene Ontology annotation, biological process: G protein-coupled receptor signaling pathway. The record is from RefSeq and is a predicted model, not a curated record. The coding region runs from base 5532 to 6524 and encodes 330 amino acids. Gene Ontology annotation, cellular component: membrane.